ACUUUGAGCCUGACGGCCAUGCUGUGGCCACCUGAAGGUAAAUAAUGGCGGCUACAGUCAAUUAACCGGGGAUUUGCUAUGAAGGUUUCCCGAAUAUUUGGGAUCGUUAUUAGAUGCACCUUACAAGCAAUGAAGAGGUCUAAAAUGUCUGGUAAAUCCCCUCCAACCAGAACGAGGAGAGCGGCUCUAACGGAUUUGCUUUUAGCCUACAUCGUUAUUGCUGCACUGGCUGUUACAUUUUAUGUGUAUUUCAUCACUUCCGCAACACAACACGUCAACGCCAUUCAGAUCUCUCGAAAGGCAUAUCAAAAAGAUUUUCUGCGAAGGCAACGAAACACGAACAAGCUUGCCAACCAAUGGGGAGACAACUCUGUACUUUAUAACAUAGGCCAAAAUCGACAAGGGUUUGGAUUUCCAAACGGCAAUGGAAAUAUUAAAGAACUUUCAGCGGUUGAGAAAGACUUGAUGCCAGUUGAAUCUUAUUUGGGAGAUGAAACCAGACCGCAGUCAUGUGACAACUGUUUUAAGUACAAUGUGAAGACCGUGAUACAGGGAAAGUCAUGUUUACUGUCAUGGGCAAGUAAACACAUAGAUGUUUUAGUUCUAAUAACCUCUGCUCCAGGAAACAUCGACAGAAGAAACGCUGUGCGCGAGACCUGGUUGUCUCCAUAUCAAAACAACACCAGCAAUGUGCGAUAUUUAUUUCUUUUAGGUUUGAGUGAAUACAUGGCAUCUGAUGCUCUGAUUCAGCAAGAAAACACAGUACAUGGGGAUAUACUCCAAGGUGACUUCUUGGAAGAUUAUCACAACCUUACAUACAAAACCCUGAUGGGAAUGACAUGGGCAGUCCAUUACUGCAAAGAGGUAAAAUUAAUCAUUAAAGUAGAUGACGAUGUUUGGUUAAAUAUACCAACAUUACUGGGACUACUUCACUAUAAACGUAUUCCUUUCGCUCUUGGUGGCAAAUGUACAUACAACUCAGCACCCGCAAGGAGUCCAGAUUCUAAAUGGUAUGCGUCGUUCCGGAGUUACCCGGAAGAUCACUAUCCGCCAUUUUGUGCAGGACCGGGGUAUGUGCUGUCGCCUAAGACCGCAGCAAAUAUUUUAGAAGUUUCUAAAAAUGUUCCCUAUUUUCACCUUGAGGAUGUGUACAUUGGGAUGUGUAUUCAGAAACUAAAGCAACGAAUACAAACUAUUCACGGAUUUAUGUCAUUCAAGCCGCCUGGCCAUUUAUGUCAUCUGCGACACAAUUCGAUAGUCCUGAUUCACGAGGUGUCGCUGAAUGAUAUGCGGCUGGCUUUUGGGAACAGGUGUGGGGGGAAUGUGCACAAUACCUUACUGGGCAAGAUGAGGCACAAGAUGUGGGCUUAAGUGGCUUAAGAGUAACUUGACUGCCUUGUACAUUCCCAGCAAAUGUCAAGCAUGUCAUCAUGUCUGUUAGUAUCCCAACUGACAGUGCUGUAAAUGAUACCGCAUAA
Messenger RNA from Haliotis rufescens (red abalone), 1478 nucleotides. Its product is annotated as beta-1,3-galactosyltransferase 5-like. NCBI's taxonomy places the organism in Eukaryota, Metazoa, Mollusca, Gastropoda, Lepetellida, Haliotidae. Gene Ontology annotation, cellular component: membrane. The transcript is spliced from 2 exons. Bases 79 to 1371 code for a protein of 430 amino acids. The record is from RefSeq and is a predicted model, not a curated record. Gene Ontology annotation, molecular function: hexosyltransferase activity.